Balaenoptera musculus (blue whale) is the source of this 1740-nucleotide messenger RNA. It is a transcript of the gene LAT2, whose product is annotated as linker for activation of T cells family member 2. Gene Ontology annotation, biological process: B cell activation; B cell receptor signaling pathway; calcium-mediated signaling. The record is from RefSeq and is a predicted model, not a curated record. The coding region runs from base 230 to 877 and encodes 215 amino acids. Gene Ontology annotation, cellular component: plasma membrane. The transcript is spliced from 13 exons. NCBI's taxonomy places the organism in Eukaryota, Metazoa, Chordata, Mammalia, Artiodactyla, Balaenopteridae.
UCUCUGUUUGUCUCUCUCUCUGCCUCUGUCUGUUAAGAGCAGAGCCUGUCCGGCAGAGCAGCGGAUGUAUGAGGGAUGAUUCAGUGGCUGACAGGAAGCCCGCCGCCUUGCAUCCUGCCUGCCAGUGUCUGUGGCAUUGGCAUCGGAUCAAGCAGGUGUGUGGGCUCAGGAUGAGGUGGCCGCAGUGAGGAGCCCCCCGCUCUCAGCCCUGCAGGAAGAGUGGCCAGGAAUGGACAUGAGCGUGGACACGGAGCUGCUGUGGCCGGGGGCGGCCCUGCUUCUGCUGCUGCUGGGGGCGGCGGCCAGCCUGUGUGUGCGCUGCUCCCGCCCAGGUGCAAAGAGGUCCGAGAAAAUCUAUGAGCAGAGGAGCCGGGAAGAGAAUCAGCAGAACUUCGCCGUGGCCCGGACCUACACGUUGGUCAGGGAGGCCUGGCCAGGGCCCCUGGUGGACACGGCCUCCAACGCGGCAUCAGCAAGGAAGGACAAGCUGCUGCAGUUCUCCCCCAGCCUCGAGGAUUCUUCAUCCUCCAGGUACCAGAACUUCAGCAAAGGAAGUAGAUGCAGAUCAGAUGCAGCCUACAUACACCCCUUCGCCACAGACUAUUUCGAUUGUGGGCGGUUCCAGAAGCCCCCGGAAGACGAUGACGACACCAAUUCCUACGAGAACGUGCUCAUCUGUGAGCCAAAGAAAACCGAAUCAGGGGACGACGGGUCUGAGGAUUACCAGAACUCGGCAUACAUCCGGCAGUGGCGGGAGUCCAGGAGAGUCGUGGAGCCCGUCCCGAGGGAAGCACCUCCCUCCCCGGUAGGAAGCCCAGACGAGGACGGCGGGGAGCCUGAUUACGUGAACGGGGACGUGGCAGCCACCAAAGCCUAGAGAAGCCCUGAAGGAAGGAGCCAGGGAACCAUACACUGCCUCCCCAGGGUCCCUUCUCCAGAGCUGCUCAACUUCUAGACCCCCUACGGCUACCCCUGGGAGGCGCACCAAUGCAUCCUGAGCACCAGCCAGCCGGCCACGGGGUACCCAGCCCGGGAAAGGACAGUUACGCGUGGAGCCGCCCUCUGACCGGCUCCCACGGGCAAGGCCGGAGCCUGGGGCCGAGGGCAGCUCCCGCUGUGGUCAGAUGCCCAGGACUCGGGGCAGUCACAUCCCCUUAACCACAUUUAAAACAUCAUACUACACGGGUGUUCGUGUCCUUUUUUGCUUUGGAUUUUGAUCCCAAAUUGCUUACUAAUGUUGGUUGCUGGGAUUUUUGUGUGUGAUGGAUAAGCUUGUACAGUUAAUUUAUAUAGGUGGAGUCGUAUUUAAUAUUCUGCGUUUCAGAGUAGAGGUUGUGUCUAUCUUGUCUCCUGUAAGCAUUACAUGUACUUAACUUCAGCAGAGUUAGGGAGAGCCCUGGCGCUCCUUUCUUUGGGCCUCCGUUGACUGAAUCAGAGAUGAGGCCACGGCCACCUUUGUGACCCUUCAGCAGGAGCGUCUGUUGUGGACAGAGUGCGUCACGGUUCUGGGGAAGGGGCAGGCGGAGUGGGAGUGGCCUGGAGCCUCAGCUGAUUGGGCAGAAACAGGACCGUCUCAUGGGAAGGACGGGGCCCAAGGGACCUUCUGAGUCAGAGAAGCCAGAGUCAGGGAAACAAAAUGCCUCCUCCAACCGAAACAUCUCAAUAAACCGUUCCAGUUUAAGGGCAGUGAUUCUCCUGUCUGCUUUCCCUGCUUCACGUAGAACCUUCUAAGGCAAUGAA